CCGCCAUCUCUUCAGGAUCCACUCAGUCCGCUGCCAACCUGCGGCUGAGGCGGACACGUGGACAGUUGCCCUCCGCCAGUGGUCGCUGCACCGCCUUCAACCUGUGCUGGCGAACAUUAAACUGCAAACAAUAGAAGUCUGCUUCUCAAACACGUUACAGUCUGGCACCCGUUCACCUCUACACUAAUUUAGAGUACUCAGGAAAUUCGCCAUGAGGAAGCAGGUGGCUGAAGAUGCAAGUCCGUCAGAAACUGCGCUUCUGAGGAAGGAGUGUGAGCUUUGUGGGGAAGACCCGGCGGGAGAAUACGGCAGCAGUUGUCACCAUCCGGAGGACUCUGCCUCCUCCACGUCGCCUGAGCCCAGUGACGGCUCCCGAGCUGCUCUGCUGCCACAGGUAAUGGCGACGGUCAUUGCAGCUCUCGUCCACGUGGACAUUGGGGCUAUGAUUGGCUUCCCUGCAGUGUCUCUACCACAACUCAUGGACCAAACUUCCGGCGACCUCGUACUGAGCACCUCACAGUCAGCCCUCUUUGGAAGCAUGAUGUUCUUGGGCGCCAUGUUGGGGUCCUCCAUUGUUGGUUUGCCUAUGGUGCGUUUGGGCCAGCGAGUGACGCUCCUGUUGGCUCUACCCUUAUCACUGACCAACUGGUUCGUCUUAGCCACCGCACCCACGGCCUGGCUCAUCUUGGCCUCCCGCUUCACUCAGGGCAUCGUCUUCAGCUUCCUGGCAAAUGCUUCCAUAACCUACGUAGCAGAGCUUGCCCACAGCACACUGCGAGGGAGCCUGUCCUCCAUUCUAGACCUUUCUCGUCAGAUUGGCAUUCUUCUGGUAUAUGCUAUAGGCAGCUCAAGUCUAAAUUGGCGAAAAGUGGCAAUGACGUGUGGAGUUUUAAACACUGUUAUUCCAUUUAUUGGACUGUUGAAAUUACCAAGCUCACCACGGUGGUUAGCCACGCGAGGAUAUAAUGACAGAGCUCUCAAAUCCUUAGUCUUCUUCCGGGGCUCAAGCUACGAUGUUCACAGCGAGAUGAUGGGCAUUACAGAGCAGCUCGGUACAACGUCAUCUGAUAGAAGAACUAUAUUAGAUCAGCUUCGAGAGCUUCGAAAGCCAUCGAUACUUAGAUAUAUUAUCAUCAUGUCAUUUGUUUUGUAUUUUUAUCACUUCAGUGGCACAAUGGUUAUUCCUACAUACAUCGUGGUUAUUGUAAACAUUGCAAAAGUUAAUAUAAGCUCGUAUUUGUGUGCCGUUGUUACAGGUAUUGUUCGAGUCAUAGGAACGUCGGUCUUUAUUUGCGUCAUAGAUAAGAUUGACCGCAAACCUUUAUUCGCAAUUUCUUUUGUUCUGUGCAGCUUGUGUUUGAUUGGAGUGGGCGUUUUCUUCUUUGAUCAGGUUCACGGCCAACACCUCAAAGACCACACCUGGUUACCAAUCACUUGCCUCGCAGUCUAUUCAUUUUUCUCUGUAUCUCCAAUUGUCACCGUUCUUCAAAGUGAACUUUUUCCGAGUUCUGUUCGUUCUGUCGUUGUUCCACUUUUAUUUAUAAUAUUCUUCAUUGGGGCAUUUACCACUGUAGAGGCGUAUCCUUACCUCGUGGAAGCGUUGGGGAUCUAUGGGGCGUUUUGGAUCUCUUCUGGUUGCAUCAUUCUUCUGGUUGUUAUUGUUGUCACUACUAUUCCCGAGACUCGAGGCAAAACUCUGGAGGAAAUAACAGAGUUUCAGACUCUGAGAAGUGCGUCCGGACACAGGUGUUUGAAGGGCUAGGAUUAUGUGAAUCCACUACAUAAAAUUCAUGGACAAUUUCUUUUGUAUUAUAGCAUACUUUUGCUGACACCUUACCUUUACCUUAACCGGUAAAUUAUUGUAGGCACAUGAUUUCUCACAGGGUUUUAUACUUAAUUGCUAAGAAUCUGCCCAAUCUGAAGACAAUGUUAACACUGCAGCACCAGUGUCCAAUUCCUAGGGAACUAGUUUACAAUUAAUUACAAAAUUCACCACUUCUGAGUUCACAGAACAUACCUUUUCUUUCAUCGAAUAUAGUAUGCUUUAAGUUUCCUCACCUGCAGCUUCUUCCAACGUUUUACUUUCCUCCACUGACUUGACCACUGUACCUUUACCUCUUCUUCCUGCAUUCCCAGGUCGUAUCCUCUCCAAGGCCUUGCUAUUUGUUUGUUUAUUUAUUUAUAUAUUUUUAUACAAGAAGGUACAUUGGGUUUGUGAGGAUACAUCGCAUAGUAUUCACAAUCUUGUAAAGCCACUAGUACGCGAUGCG
Procambarus clarkii (red swamp crayfish) is the source of this 2270-nucleotide messenger RNA. NCBI's taxonomy places the organism in Eukaryota, Metazoa, Arthropoda, Malacostraca, Decapoda, Cambaridae. The record is from RefSeq and is a predicted model, not a curated record.